Messenger RNA from Pseudonaja textilis, 1760 nucleotides. RefSeq names its product cyclin dependent kinase inhibitor 1C (gene CDKN1C). Gene Ontology annotation, molecular function: cyclin-dependent protein serine/threonine kinase inhibitor activity. Lineage: Eukaryota; Metazoa; Chordata; Lepidosauria; Squamata; Elapidae. The record is from RefSeq and is a predicted model, not a curated record. Gene Ontology annotation, cellular component: nucleus. Gene Ontology annotation, biological process: negative regulation of cyclin-dependent protein serine/threonine kinase activity; negative regulation of mitotic cell cycle.
UGAGAGCUUUAAAAAGCCCAGCAGCCCCUGGCAGGCUGGUAGAAGCGGAGUGAGGUGCGGCGGGUGAGAGCGAGUUUGGGGCGCAGUGGGUGGUUCUUCGGGCUAAAGGGCGGCGAAAUCCUUGCCCUCCACUUCGACUCUGAUUUGGAUUUGUAAAGAGGCUCGGAGCCGCUCGGCUUUCUCUUUCUUCGCCACCGCCGGGCGAAGGAACCUGCCCGCUCCUUUAUCCAUAGUCGCCGCUGCCGCCACCAUGUCCAACGUGCACCUCUCUAGCGCCUCGGCUUUGGAGCGCCUGGCGGCUCGCCGGACUUUCCCCUUGCACGCUCGCACCGGGGUGUGCAGGAACCUGUUUGGUCCCGUGGAUCACGACGAGCUCAACCGGGAGCUGAAGAGCAAGUUGCGGGAGAUCUGCGAAGAGGGCCAGAGGCGCUGGGGCUACGAUUUCCAAACCGAGACGCCGCUGGCCGGUUCGGGCAGGCUACAGUGGGAAGAGGUGGACGGAGAAUCCGUGCCCGCUUUCUACAGGGAAACGCUACAGGUUGGGAGGUGCCGCUUCCCGGUGCUGACGGUCCGAUCGACGCCUCCGCCUGGCGAUGGGGAGGCGUCCCUUGAGCCUGAACCCCGAGACCCUCACCAGGAGCUGGCAGGGCUUUCUUCGACCCCGUCCCCGCUUAGCCCGCAGGACAACACGGCCGCCUUGGAAGGCACGACGUCGGCAGGCGACGAACGCCUCAGCCAGGAGGACAAGGCCGACCAGCGCCACAGCUACUCAGGGAUUAUAAUCAAGCCUGUCCCGUGUGUCGCUGCAGCUCUUAAAAGAGCAUCGUCAACCGGCGUAGCUCACAUCACAGAUUUCUUCGCCAAGCGGAAAAGAGUCGUAGACAGAGUGGCCGGGGAUCAUAGCAGCCCGUUGGCAACUUCGGUCACAGCGGUGCCUAACGAGCAGACACCCCGGAAAAGGCUCCGAUGAACGAGAUUUUGCACUAUAUAACACCGAAGUGAUUGUUUCCUUGGAAACACAAGAACUUGAGAGGCCCUUCCUCUCUCUGUGUGUGUCAAAGGGGCUGGCGAGUGAGACCAGACCAGCGUAAGGAAGAAGAGUCGCCUGUUUGUUUUUUCGCUCCUCCUCUUCUAACUCGUGCCCCGAAGGAACUGCUUGAACCUCCAUGUAGCAAAAGUGGCUGACUACAAGUUGCCUGACGAGCAGUGUUAAUUUACAACUGUGCAAUGUAUUAUGUUUAUAUAUAUAUAUAUAUAGAUAUAUAGAUAUAUAUAUAUAAAAUGUAUUAUGCCUAAUGUGAGUACACUGGCCAGAAGUGUAAAAGCUUUAAAGUCACCUAUAUAAAAUGUUUAAUCUCUGCUGAAUUCUCAGUGCAAAACAAAAACAAAACCCCACAAAAAAAGUAUAAUUUGUAAAAAAAAAAUGCAAACAACUUAAAAAGAAUUAUUAUACUAACUUAUAUUUUCUAUUUAUGUCAAAGGGUGGAUAACUUUGGUUUGACACCCAGUAGUGAGCUUUUGUGUUUUUCCCCAAUUUGGUUAAGCCAAAGGGCACUAUAUAUUUGCUUUUUGUUGUUAUUUACAAAAAUGUAAAUUUAUUUUUAUAGUGGGAUUUUGCAUUCACAAAAUGUAGCGAUGAAUCAAAAUUACAUUUAGUUAUACUUGAAAGAAACCUGAUAAUGGUUCCUGAGCUGGUCUGUACCACUGCCAUCCCAAACAUGCUACAAUGUUAAAAUAAAAAGGAAUCAAGUGUCUGUUAA